ACGCCUGUGCGUGACUUAAUGUGGGGAUACUGGUGCACAGACAGCCACCCCACGGUCCUUGACAGAUCUGGGUCAGGAUCCAGUGGCAUGGAGUCCAAGACGACCGGAGACCCUUUUCUGCCGCAGCCUUCAUCCGCCUUCCCAGCCGUUGUGACGUUAGCUCCACUAAGGUCAGCCAUCGUCCUCCGCCUGUUCCACCAUUGAGGUCUUGGUUGGAUUGCUCUUUGUCAGAGACCUCCCCCUCGACCUUACCGCCAUGGGUGGCCCUACCAGGAGCUUAGGUCCUGACGGCAUCGCUCUCAGGAUCUCAGGCCCACACAAGCUUCUCCACCACAAUCCACGGAGAAAUAUCCAUGAUAUUAUACACCUCUACAAGAUCACCCCUCAUCCUCCAUCUAUUCCAAAUCAAUUCAAUCAAUGGUCCCCUAAUUUGAGGAAGGACAUUCUUGCUAUUGAGGGAGUGCAGCGUAGGUUUACAAGGUUUAUUCCUGGGAUGGCAGGACUGUCAUAUGCUGAGAGAAUGGAGCGGCUGGGCUUGUACACUCUGGUUUAGCUGGAUGAGAGGAUCCUAUUGAAUCAUAUGAUUAUUAAGGGUUUGGACACGUUAGAGGCAGGAAACAUGUUCCCGAUGUUGGGGGAGUCCAGAAUCAGGGGCCACAGUUUAAGAAUAAGGGGUAAGCCAUUUAGAACAGAGAUGAGGAAACACCUUUUCUCACAGAGAGUGGUGAGUCUGUGGAAUUCUCUGCUUCAGAGGGCGGUGGUGGCCAGUUCUAAAUGGAUUACUUUCAAGAGAGAGCUAGAUAGGGCUCUUACAGAUAGCGGAGUCGGGGGAUAUGGGGAGAAGGCAGGAACGGGGUACUGAUUGAGGAUGAUCAGCCCUGAUCACGUUGAAUGGUGGCGCUGGCUCGAAGGGCCAAAUGGCCUACUCCUGCACCUAUUGUCUAUUGUCUAAUCAGGUGUUAGAGGUUAUGGGGAGAAGGCAGUUGAAUGGGGUUCAGAAACAGGCCAUUGUUAGCUGUGCUCAAAGCGAAAACAAGUUACAGACAAUGAAACUCGACAAGACGGCUUUGAAGCUAGUAAACUUGGGCGGGGGAGGGACAGUGUGAGAGGGGAUGCAAGGGUUACUUGGAGUUAGAGAAAUUAAAAUGCUGGCUUGAAGGGCUGAAUGGCCUACCCCUGCACCUAUUUUCUAUGUUUUUACGACCCCUCGUUAAUGGCAGGAACGGCAGCGUCAUCGCGUUGUUCGAGCUGCGUUUCACCGCCGCCGUGGCGAACGCCGCUGUACGGGACGAGAUGGUGACGGCCAUCGAACAGAACGAGGGGUCGCUUCUGGGCAACUUUCGAAUCGACCCGAGCAGUCUCCAGAUCUCAGAACAAUGUCUCAACGGAACCAGGUUGUGCGGCGAUAUGAGGACCUGUGUGGAUAUGAACUUAUUCUGCAAUGGAGAAACUGAUUGCCCUGAUGCCCUGGAUGAGAGCGAGCAGUAUUGUGCUACACCCUGCGAUGGGCAAUUUCUGCUGACGGGCAACUUUGGUUCAUUCCAUUCGCUUAAUUUCCCCAGGCCGUACGACCAGAGCACCUUCUGUAAAUGGAUCAUAAGAGUUGAACCAGGCCUUUACAUAAAGGUGAAUUUCGCUGACUUCCAAACAACUAAAGGGAACGAUACCCUUAACUUCUACCAAGGCACCGGCUCCCAGAAAGAAUUAGUUGGUGAGAAACGAACUACUUUUUUAAAGAUUGUAAACUUAUUUUUCUCCUAUGCUGUUGUGGUGUUCAAGUUUCGAAAGUUGGAAAGAGUGCAGAGGAAAUUAACGAGGAUGACUAUAGAUGAUACUUCACUCUCAGGGUCCAAUCCCGGAUCCGUGUGGAUUUUUUCCGACCAGGCCACGGCGGAGUUCCGUUCGGAUAACUUUCCGUCUCCUGAUCGUGGUUUCGACGCCAGCUUCACGGCGCUUACGCCCGGCCCAGUCAGCAAUGAGGAGAAAAUAAAUUGCAACUUCCAAGAUGGAUAUUGCCACUGGAGACAAGAUCCUAUGAAUGUGGCUGACUGGCAGAGGAUGAAUGGGCCGUCCUAUCCUCCAUUCACUGGACCAAACGAUGACCACACAUAUGGAAAUCGAUCAGGGUAUUACAUUGUGACGCCUAUGAAGAUGUCCAAUAUGAUCAUUAAGGUCCGUCUCGUCAGCCUUGAAUUGUCCGCGGCAUCCAAGCCUUCCUGUAUCAGCUUCUGGUACCACAUGCACGGAAUCAGCUUUUCCCACUUGAAUGUUUCCAUCGUCAGCGACCAAAUGCGGGAGAUAAUGUUCGCGAAGGAAGGCGAUUACGGCGAUCAGUGGAACUACGGACAGUUCACGGUGAACGAAACAUCAGCAGUCAGGGUUGUCUUCGAAGCAGAGCGAGGUUACGGGACGAUGAACGAGGUCGCACUGGACGAUAUCUCUCUGACGAACGGCGCUUGCGAUGACAACGGAUACGUCGAGCCGACAGCCAAGCCGAAGCCCACACCACCCCCUGCUGGAGCCACUGACUGCGGAGGCCCGCUGGAACUGAGCGAACCAAACACCACCUUCAGUUCCGUCAAUUAUCCCAGCAACUAUGUGAACAACGCAUUCUGUACCUGGUAUCUCAUCGCAGAGAAGGGGGAUAAUAUUCAGCUCCACUUUGAAGACUUCAACGUGGAAGAUAUUUACGAUGUGGUGGAAGUCCGGGAUGGAAGUGGAAAUGACUCUCUCCUGAUGGGUAAGAGGAAUCCGACCCGGGAACCCUGGGAAUCCAACUUUUACACCCAGAGAGUUGUGAAUCUGUGGAAUUCUAAUCUUUCUCUGGCAUUCAUCACAGCUGUGUUAACGGGCCGGGGGCCAUUUGACGACUUCUACUCCACCAGGAAUGGGAUGACAGUCCUUUUCACCUCAGACAAGAUGGGAACCAGGAGAGGAUUCCAGGCGAAUUUCACCGCAGGAUAUCACUUGGGACAACCAGCUCCAUGUUCACCUACUGAAUACCAGUGUGGAAAUGGCCAAUGUGUCUCCAUGACAAAACUCUGCGAUGGUCAGCUCGACUGUGAAGAUGGCUCUGAUGAGGGGGACAACUGCGUGCGACUGUUUAACGGAACACAAAACAGUGACGGGGUGGUGCAGUUCAAGAUGAAUAACGAAUGGUGCUCCACAUGCACAGAUCAUUGGUCAGAUGCAUUGUCAGACCGCGUCUGCCACCUGUUAGGUUACAGGAACAACAACAAAACGACAACAUCUCCUGCUUUGGGCUACGAGCCCUUUGUACAAAUGAAUAAAAGCACAAGUGGAGCGGUGGAACUUAUACCAAGUGGGAACUGCUCUGCCGAUGCAGUUGUUCAUCAGAAGUGCAACAGGAAAUCCUGUGGGAAGGUGUUGGCGCGGCCGAAAGAUGCGGCGAGAAUCGUUGGCGGUCACGACGCGGUGGACGGCACUUGGCCGUGGAUUGUGUCCCUCCACUUCAUCGGACAUCACAUCUGUGGAUCCACGCUGAUCAGCAAGCAGUGGCUCGUAUCUGCGGCCCACUGCGUAUACGGGAGGAAUCAGGUGCUGUCACGCUGGGAGGCGGUGCUGGGUCUACACGCACAAGGGAACCUCACCUCUCCCCAGACCCAAGUCCUUGCGAUCGAUCGCAUCCUGAUAAACCCACAGUACAACCGGAGAACCAAGGACGGGGACAUUGCCUUGUUGCGUUUGGAGUCAGCAGUGCAGUACACAGAUUACAUCCAGCCCGCCUGCCUGCCAGACAGCAAGCAACAUUUCUCAGUGGGAACGAGAUGCUCCAUCGCUGGCUGGGGAGCAAUGAGCGAAGGGGGUCCACCUCCGAGUGUUCUUCAGGAGGCUGAGGUUCCUCUCAUUGCUGCUCAGAAGUGCCAGGCGCUGCUGCCAGAGUACAACAUCACACAGAACAUGGUGUGUGCAGGUUAUGAGGAAGGAGGAACAGAUACCUGCCAGGGUGAUUCGGGAGGGCCACUCGUCUGCAAGCAAGAUGAUCAACGGUUCCUGGCUGGAGUGACCUCUUUUGGCCGCGGUUGUGCGCGACCACACAGUCCAGGUGUCUACGCCCAUGUCACCGCAUUCAUCGACUGGAUACAGGAGGCCCUCAGCCAAGGCCCAUCUUUAAAGAUGGCCGCCGGGACUCAGCGCUGACCUGUUUUGCUUCCAUCGGCCACUUCUGUGCUCUUUUACCCCAAUACCUGAAGCUCUCAAAACAUUGUCAAAACAGCAGCAAAGGGAGUUCUGCAUAACUUUAGUUUAGUUUAGUGAUACCCUGCGGAAAAAUCAUCCUUGAGUCACACAGUGCAGAAUGCCCCAUCUAAGAAGGGUCUCGACACGAAACGUCACCCAUUCCUUCUCUCCAGAGAUGCUGCCUCACCCGCUGAAUUACUCCAGCAUUUUGUGUCUCCCCCCCCAUCCACACUAGUUUAGUAUAGUUUCAAUUUAAUUUAGUUUAGAGAUACAGCGCGGAAACAGGCCCUUCGGCCCACCGAGUCCCCACCCACCAGCCUUCCCCGCACAGUAACGCAACCCUACACUCAAGUUUACAUAUUUUUAAAUGCGCUGAACAGCUCUCGUUCCCCACUCCCGACUCUCAGUCUGAAGAAGGGUCUCGACCCGAGGCGUCACCCAUUUCUUCUCUCCAGAGAUGCUGCCAGACCCGCUGAGUUACUCCACCAUUCUGUGUCGAUCUUCACUAAAAGUGAGAGGUGAACUUUCUCACUUUUGGACGUGGUGAUUAUUUCCAAAAGGACCUUUCCUUUCAAGAAACGCCGUUCAAUCUGAAUCGAUUAAUGAUAUCGUUUAUUCGUUAAAAAUUGUGUUUUUUGCAAAUUGCUGUUCAAGGGAGCAUGCAGAAAAGGGAACAAAAAAUAAACUGCUGAAAGAAAUCAGCGAUCCAUCCCACUCCAGGCUCUCUGUCAUUGUCCUUUAGUUGAGUUUAGUGUAGAGAUACACCGCAGAAACAGGCCCUUCGGCCCACCGGGGCCGCGCCGACCAGCGAUCCCCGCACACUAAUACUAUCCU
This is a messenger RNA of Leucoraja erinaceus (little skate), 5034 nucleotides long. RefSeq names its product transmembrane serine protease 15 (gene tmprss15). Gene Ontology annotation, biological process: proteolysis. Gene Ontology annotation, molecular function: serine-type endopeptidase activity; protein binding. The transcript is spliced from 21 exons. Bases 1192 to 4161 code for a protein of 989 amino acids. Gene Ontology annotation, cellular component: membrane. NCBI's taxonomy places the organism in Eukaryota, Metazoa, Chordata, Chondrichthyes, Rajiformes, Rajidae. The record is from RefSeq and is a predicted model, not a curated record.